This is a messenger RNA of Homarus americanus (American lobster), 3335 nucleotides long. RefSeq lists its product as uncharacterized. Gene Ontology annotation, cellular component: cytosol; nucleus. The record is from RefSeq and is a predicted model, not a curated record. Gene Ontology annotation, biological process: protein deubiquitination. Lineage: Eukaryota; Metazoa; Arthropoda; Malacostraca; Decapoda; Nephropidae. Gene Ontology annotation, molecular function: cysteine-type deubiquitinase activity; cysteine-type endopeptidase activity; protein binding. The coding region runs from base 25 to 3021 and encodes 998 amino acids. The transcript has 18 exons.
GGGCCGUGGACGGAAGGCUGGACCAUGGAUCAAGAGGACCUCACCCAUCACCACCAAAAUGUCACCAGCAGCAUGACUGAAAUUUCAACUACACUCAAGGACCAAACGGUGCCCAUGGACCAAACGGUGCCCAUGGACCAAACGGUGCCCAUGGACCAAACGGUGUCCCUGGACCAAACGGUGCCCAUGGACCAAACGGUGUCGCAAGACCAGCAUCAGGACGUUCUGGGGAGUCCAUCUGAAGUCCCACAGAAUGAAACCAAACAUUCAGAUAAAACAGAGAUGGAAAGCGACCCAGAGUCUCGACACUCACACUUGAAUUCAUCGGAACGAGAUUCACAACAGCAAGACUCUCUCGCACCUGAGGAUCACCACCGUCAGGCAGAUACUGUCUCCAGGGAGGAACCAUCUUGGGAGGAAAUAAACCUGAGAAACGAACCUUCUCAGAUUGAAGAGAGACAUAAGGAUGAGAUGGAGAUGGCUACAGACCUUCUCAAACUGUUAGAAGACGACAGGAAGAGAGUGGAGGAACUAGAGGCGGCCCAAGAGCUGUGGAAGCAGGAGAUUGUAGAAAUAAAGCAACUGUUGGAGAGAGAGAGGAAGGCGAGGGAUGAGGAAGAGUCCAGACACAAACACAACAUCAACGCCAUCGUCCAGGAAAAGGAUAUCCUGAAGGAAGACGUGGAGUUCCUGCAGAGAAACCUGGCGAGGGAGGAGGCCUCUAGGCAGGAGGAUAACAAGAAGAACAAUCAGAUCGUCUCCGGCCUCAAGAAGCAGUACAACGACGCCCUUAUGGAGAACGAUAAACUGCAGAAGGAGGUGGAGGUGUCGCAGAAGAACCUGGUGGAGGAGAUGGAAGCCCACCAGAAGGAGAAGGCUAAGAACAAUGAAAUGGUCGCUCUUCUCGAACACCUCAAGCAACAACUGCGUGAGAAGGAGGAUGAUGCCAAGAUGCAACAGACUGAGUUCGAAGCAGCACUGCAGGAGUUAACAGACACACGAGAGAAGUUCCAAGCCUUUAGAAAUAACUCCCAGGAAACACUCAACCAUUUACUCGAUACGUCCAUACGGUAUGAGAGAUCAGAGGUGGUGAGGGAGGUGGUGAAGGCCGGGGCUGAUGCAGAGUUCAUCACCCGACAGGACGAAAGUGGUCGCCGCCCCCUGCACCUGGCGGCUCUUUGGGGUCACGCAAAGGUCACGGAGGUGUUGUUAGAGAAGGGGGCGAAGGUCUCUGCCCUGGACUACUGCGGCGAUGAACCCAUCCACACAGCGUGCAGGAACGGCCACUCGAAGGUGGUGGAGCAGCUGUUGAAACAUAAACCUGACUUGGUGGACGCCCGCGACCAUAGAGGGUGGACACCUGCCCAGUUGGCAGCAGCGGCGGGUUACCCGGAGGUGCUGGCAGCCCUCGAGAACAACGGACUGGAUCUGAGUACCGUCAUUGAUGACCAAGGACGCUCUCUUCUUUACUAUUCAGCCGCUAAUGACCAGCUGAGGUUAUCAGUGUGGCUGGUGGACCACGGUGUAAAGCCUUCCUACGUCAACAAAUGGAAUGCGAGUGUUCCUCUCACCCACAUGCUACUGACCAGCUUUCUAGGAAUCGCCCAUCGGCUUCACUUCUAUAAUUGGGCCUCUGCAGUGAUGAUGUUGUGGCCGAUACAGAGUGUCGCCUUCUACCUGUAUAGCUGGUGGUGGGAGCGACAGUGGAUAGGUAACACGAAGCAAGAUUACCAACUCAUAUUACAGGAGACACACACGUUGACGCCACCACCACCACCACAACACCAGAGUCCCCAGCCCCACCUACAGCAGAGUCAACAGUUGCCACAGGGGACGAGAGAGAAAAAGAAGGAACAGAGGAUGAAGAAGGAAGGGAAGGGACAGAAACAGGAUGUAGUGAUGGAAGAGACGGGAGAGAAACAAGAAGUAAAGGAGAAAGAAAAAGGACAGAAACAGGUGAUGAAGGAGGAAGAAGCUAAGCAGCAACAGUCUCAGAGCACCAAAUGGGUGGAACAAGAGGAACAGGAGUCGACGGCAUCAACACGGAGGAAGAGGAACAAAAAACAGAAACAAAAACAAAACAAAAAUAAACGACUCGAGUCCCCGGAUGAGUAUGGAAAGCCACACGGACUUCCUAACCUGGGCAACACCUGCUACAUGAACUCCGUGUUGCAGUGUCUUUACUUUACCGACCCUCUCACCCAGUACCUCAAAGGAGGGUGCCAGAAUGGGAAGGUGUCAGGGGCCUACCAGGGUGUCGUGCAGGCUCUUACUACAGGUGCCAACGCCCGGAGUGUCGUGUCCAAACUCAAGGAAAAUGUGAGUAGCCUUGACCCGCUGUUCAGUGACCACAAGCAGAAGGAGGCACACGACUUCCUGAUGGUGCUUCUGCAGGAGCUACACAACGACCUAGCUAAGAAAGGUGAUGGGGGUGGUGAAAAGAGCUCAGUCGUCUCACAGCUAUUUGACGGGACACAUCGCUCGACCAUUACCUGCAACAAGACCAAGGAGGUGUUGUGUUGUGUUGACGAGCCCUUCUCCAGCCUCUCCCUAGCUGUCAAUAUCUCGCGCUCCUGUCAGUUGGAGGACCUGGUGCAGCACUACUACAGGCAGCAACAGAUCAUGUGGGAUUGUUGUAGUUGUGAGAAGGAUCAUCUCUGUCCCCAACACACUGGUCUCCUCCACAUACCUCAGUACCUCAUCUUACACCUGAGCAGGUACAACAAGAGUGACCCACACGGCAAGAAGGCAGAGGUGACCUUCCCACUUGAAGGUCUCGACUUAUCUGAGUACAUGGUGUCUCACGAGGACAGGACUCGGGCAGGCCACUAUGCAUUGUAUGGGGUGUGCGUUCACGAGGGGACUAUGACGUACGGCCACUACACCGCCGUUUGCAGGGACUUCUCUAGCGGGCAGUGGUACGUCUUCAAUGACCUCAGCGUCCGGAGCAUCAGUCAGGCCCAGGUCCUCUCCCUACACAAUGCUCACAUUCUCUUCUACAGGAGGGUGGAGAGCGUGUGAAACCUAGGGGCAAUUAGCUCUCGUCGUGUUGGUCCUGUAGUAAACCUCCUCUUCUUGCUAGGACUACAGCAUACUUGUUCAUUGAGGAAGUUUUUGUUAUGAGUUAUUUAAGGUUAUUCGUAAGUGAUUGUGUCAUAUAGUGUCAUGGUGUCAUAUAGUGUCAUGGUGUCAUAUAGUGUCAUGUAUCUUGAGUCAUUUUAGUGGAUAUCGUUGUUUAAGUUACUCCAGUGAGGCUAAUUCUUAAGGGUGUUUGAACUUACGUUUAUAUAUAAUGUAAUAGUAUUUUCAAUCACAAAUAAAGAAAAGAUAUUUGA